UAAUCCCAGUGAUUUCCUCCGGGUGGGGAUUAUGAAACCAAUGAUGAAUAUCAAAGGCCGCAGCAUGCAGCGGGACCGCCUCACCCGUGGCCCCCACAGCUCCCCGGCGUGCCCGGUGCCUGCAGGUAAGCGCUGCCCAGCGCGGGGGGGUGGGGUCCCUGCAGUGGGAGGGGGCACGCCCUGGGGUCUGCUGGGCUUUGGGGUGAGGACAUGGCUGCAGGGUUCGGCUUGGAGGCAAGCAGGAGGAGCGAGGAUGCGGGCGAUGCUCAUGGGAUGCUCCGGCACCGUACGCUUUGCUGGGGGUGAAAGAUGCCGCAGAAACACUAUGGGGUACUCAGGGAUAGGGGGAGUGCCCUUUGCUCGCCCGACCAGAGGGCGUCCCAUGGGUGGCCUUGGCACCGCUCUGGGUUCACCGUGUCCCCAGUAUCCCCUCGGGCUGCGUGUGACCGCGGUGGCCCCGUGGCCGCCUUCAGCUCCGGUGUCAGCAUCUGCGCCGGGCUUGGCUGGGAGCCCCGCCAUGCAGCGGGAGGAGGAGGGGGAGGCCGGGCAGGAGGCAGGGCCGGCCGCAGCCAGCAGCCCAGCCAAGCGGCGGAGCUCCGGCAGGGCUGGAGGGGCUGGGAUUUGCUGCUUUUUUUAAUUUCCUCCCUUUGCUUCCUUCCCCUCUUCCGCUUUCUUCUCUCUCUAUCCCGGCCUUCUCCCGAUGCUCGGGUGCACAUGGAGGGGCCCCGUCCCGCAGAGCCCCCCCGGGGCCCCCACGCCGUGCUGGAGGGCAAGGUGAAGGCGCUGAAGGAGAAGCGCGGCGCCGAGCGGCCAUCGCCCAAGAAGCCCCGUGCCCGCAGGGGGAAGGCCGGAGCCGAGGAACCGCGGGCACAGCUCCGCACCUACCUGACCGACGGGCUGCUGGAUGGCACUGCGCCUUGGGGGGAGCAGGGGGGGCUGGGGGGCUCUCCGGCUCUGGUAUCGGGCAGCAGGGAGGUGGCAGCGGGCACGGAGCCGCUGUCCUUGGCCGAGAGGGUGGAAAGGAACCGGCGGCUGCUGCACGAGGUGCUGGGGAUGCACGAGGUGCCAGCGAGCGAUGGCGACUGGGACUCAGGGGUCUCACUGCAGGAUGCUGAGGGCUGCAGGGCCUUUGUUCCCGGGCAGGAGCUCGAGCUGAGCCCACGCCAUGAGCAGGCCAAGCAGCUGCUGCAGCGCGCCCGCAUGAAGGCUCGCACCAACCCACUGCGCGCCAGCCACGACCUCCUGCUGCCGCCCGCCGCCGUGCCCCCCAGGGAGCCCAGUGUCACCACGCAGGAGGUGGAGGGCCCGGCGGGCGGCAGCCUGAGCGACUCAUCCAGUGGGGAGUCGGGUGGCAGGGAGCCCCGGCGGCCACGGGGGCCCUCCCCGUCCCGCGUGCGCUUUGAGGACGAGUCGGCCCGUGACGCCGAGGUGCGCUACCUGGAGCGGCUGCGGCACCGCCGGGUGCUGGGCUCGGCGCUGGAGCGCGGCGGUGGAGAGCCCCGUGGGCACCCUGGGGAUGGCCCCGUGAAAUCCCGGGGCGCUGAUGUCCCUGCUGGGGGCAAGUGCCAGGCCUGUGGCUCCCUGCUCGGUGCCGCCGUGCCGGCCGAAGGCAGCCCCGUGGCACGGGGACGGGAGCGCACGGGUCCUGGUGCUGCUGCCCAGCCCGAGCCCAAGGCCCGGCCGCUGGGUCCUGGGGGGUCCCCGCUCUGGAUCCUGCCCUCCCGGCAGCGCAUCCAUACCGAGAAGAUCAAGGAGACCUACAUCGGGAACGUCACCCGUGGGGAUGAGGUGGACUCGGCCCUGGAGAGCACCGACACCUCCGAUGGCUGCCGGACCGACAGCGAGGAGCCGCGGCCCCGAAGCCCCCACCCACGGGGGCACCGGGACCCCCGGGCUCGUAGCCACCGCAGCCCCCGCACCCCAGCACAGAAGGAGAAGGGCAUGAGUGUGGCUGGGGGCUCGGGGACGCUUUGCCCCAUGUCAGCAGGGACAGCUGGUAGCCAGGAGGGGAGGCACAGCAACGAGGCAGUGGGUAAUGGAGAGCCACCAGCCCCCUCUUUGAAGCCAGCAGGGCCUUCUCAUGUCCCUACCACCACCACCACCACCAUCACCACCAGCACCAAGGCCUGCUCCCAGGUGCCUUGCAGGACAGGUGCCCCUGCCAGCAGCCAACAGUGCCCAGAGCCUGACGCUGGGAGCGCUUUGCCCCAACCCAAGGGCACAGGGCAGCGGCGGGGGCCCUGUGGCCCCGUCUGGCUCCCGGGGAGCCCCCUGCGUGCCUUGUCCACCAAUAACUGCAACAACACUGGCGGACAGGGCUGUGGGAGCCGCCCCUGUGGGCUGGGAGCACAACGCUGCGCUGUGGUUGCAGAGGCACCACCUGGAGAGACCAUCAGGACGCCCAAGGCACAGCAGGAUGGAAGCCCGACAGCUGGGGAGCCAGCACGGGCAGCGAGCCGGAAGGGCAGCGGGGAUGCGGCAUCCUCGGGGCUGAAGCGGCUCCUGUGCAGCCUGAGCCAGAGCACCAAGCAGCGCCUGGGCCGCUUCCGCUGCUACAGCAUGGAGCAGCUGCCCGGCCCCGCGCCCAACGGCCCCAGCGUGAAGCGGUCGCCCUCGCUGCAGGCCCUGGUGUCACCCUUCCGCCAGCCCCAAAAAGCCGCCUCCGUCCAGAGCCUGCACAGCCUGCUGGGCAGGGCGCCCCGAGCCAGCGCCUACCUGCUGCCCCAGCCAGGGGACGGGGACAGGAAGGCGGCCUCGGGGCCGCGGCACUCGCUGAGCGUGGAGGACAUCGGCGCGCCCGACCGGCCGCGCACGGUGGGACGCGUGGUGGAGGUGUUCCCCGACGGCACCAGCCUGCUGCAGCUACAGCGGCCCCCGCACGGCUCCUUCGGCUUCCAGGUCACCUCCGGGCACGGCCGGCCCGACACAGGUGUCUACGUGCAGGAGAUGGCGGACGCGGGCACGGCCAAGCUGUACGCGGGGCUGCUGGGCGUGGGCGAUGAGAUCCUGCAGGUCAACGGGGCCGCUGUGUCGGGCCUGGGGCUGGCCCGCAUCCGCGAGCUGCUGCUGCGGGCAGACAGCCUGGCUUUGCGCGUGCUUCGGCAGCGCCCCGCUCGGCGGUAGCGGCGUGGCUCCAGGAGGGAGGAGCAGGGCGGACUGCGGGUGCUGCUGGAGUCCUGCGUGGAGCUAGGACGCAAGAAGGACCUCACCAAGAGGGUGUGACAACGGGACCGCCCUGCUUUGGUGCGAUGCGCAGUUCCCUGUGGGGAUGGGGACAGCUAGGAGGCAGUGCAGGACCGAGGACCUGCCCCCAGCGCGGGGACACCCCGGCUCUCCAGCCCUGGGCUCUCCCUGCCCCUGCUGGAAACCUCUGCCCACGGGCUGGUGGGUCUCAUUUAAAUUAUUUCAAACUGCAAAAAAAAAACAAAAAAAAACAAA
Messenger RNA from Numida meleagris (helmeted guineafowl), 3438 nucleotides. RefSeq names its product KIAA1614 ortholog. NCBI's taxonomy places the organism in Eukaryota, Metazoa, Chordata, Aves, Galliformes, Numididae. Bases 310 to 3123 code for a protein of 937 amino acids. Gene Ontology annotation, molecular function: protein kinase C binding. The record is from RefSeq and is a predicted model, not a curated record. Gene Ontology annotation, cellular component: apical plasma membrane; nucleus; cell cortex. Gene Ontology annotation, biological process: establishment or maintenance of cell polarity; centrosome cycle; regulation of cellular localization. The transcript has 9 exons.